This is a messenger RNA of Sparassis crispa, 303 nucleotides long. RefSeq names its product 37S ribosomal protein MRP2, mitochondrial. The transcript is spliced from 2 exons. Bases 1 to 303 code for a protein of 100 amino acids. Gene Ontology annotation, cellular component: ribosome; mitochondrial small ribosomal subunit. Gene Ontology annotation, molecular function: structural constituent of ribosome. Gene Ontology annotation, biological process: translation. The record is from RefSeq and is a predicted model, not a curated record. Lineage: Eukaryota; Fungi; Basidiomycota; Agaricomycetes; Polyporales; Sparassidaceae.
AUGGGCAAAAUCCGCAUCCUGCGCGAUAUCAAGGCGCGCAACGGCGUGAACGCGAACGAAAUCAUCCGGCGCGCGUACCUCUACGUCGCACGCAACCAAACCUUACCCCCACAGGUGCGCUACCAGGCACAGCUGCAGUUAAAUACGUUUGGGCGAUACACCCGCCCCACCACCGUCAAGAACCGCUGCAGCGAGACCGGGAGGGGACGUGGUAUUAUAAGCGAGUUCGCACUGUCUAGGUACCAAUUCAGGACGAAAGCAUUGAACGGAGAUUUGCCUGGGGUGAAGAAGGCGUCGUGGUAA